AUGGAAGCUCUCCUUGCUCACUCAUUCGACUAUCUCUCCUCGUAUGACCAGGGCAAGAUCCGCAAGGGCCUUCGACAGGUCGAGGGUCUACUGGCGCAGAUAUGCCUGUCAAGAUCAAAGCUGACGGCCGCCGAAAAGAGACGGUCGAUGAUACCUCUGGGCUCAGCGCCGUCGCCGCCAAAGUCAACAAGUGAACUGAGCGACGAUCCAGCCUUCCGAGAGUUCUACAAGCUUCAGGAUGGCUUUCAAUGGAACGUUGCUCUACGCCUAAUAUCAUGUCUCGAACACUUGCUCGGCCGCGGAAGCAAUGGCACGAACGAUCUUCUCAUCGUGUCUGCGCUCGACCUUAUCCAAGGAAUCUUGCUUCUUCAUCCACCUUCUCGUGCUCUGUUCGCUCGAGAGAUAUAUAUGAAUAUCCUGCUUGACCUCCUGGAGCCGGCGAAUUGUCCUGCCAUUCAGUCUGCCACCCUGCUGACACUAGUCACGGCUCUGCUGGACACUCCUAGCAACACCCGCACAUUCGAGGAGCUUGACGGCUUGCUCACGAUAACAUCCCUAUUCAAGCUGCGGUCCACGUCUCGAGAAGUGAAACUGAAACUCGUUGAAUUCUUAUACUUCUACCUCAUGCCCGAAACACCGCAACUACCAUCUCUGAAUGCCAGUGCGCCAAACACAGCCGCAGGUCUACAGCGCAGUCCAAGCAAACUAGGAGGGCCAACGUCGCGCAGUGUCGAUGUGUCUGGGCGUAGGCGCUCCGCAGCAAAUGCAGAUACCAAGACAACCGAAGAGAAGCAGAGUCUCCUGGGCAGAUAUCUGAGUAACGUCGAGGACCUAGUUGAGGAUCUCAAGGAGACGGCUCCAUUCGGCAGUGCUGUCUUUUGA
Molecule: messenger RNA, 882 nt
Organism: Nannizzia gypsea CBS 118893
Lineage: Eukaryota; Fungi; Ascomycota; Eurotiomycetes; Onygenales; Arthrodermataceae
Product: cell division control protein 14
Exons: 2
Coding region: 1-882 (293 amino acids)
Source: RefSeq, a predicted model, not a curated record